Messenger RNA from Oppiella nova, 1157 nucleotides. The record is from the annotation of a GenBank genome assembly. Lineage: Eukaryota; Metazoa; Arthropoda; Arachnida; Sarcoptiformes; Oppiidae.
GACCAGUGCUGUGGACGCCAUGCAAGCGCUGCCUAUGUGUGAGUGCUGUGAGCACUACCUCUACACUGAAAGCCAUGGAAAGCAUUGAUUUGUUUGUGAGGUUUUGCUAAACAAACAAUUUAUUGAAACGACUUUUGACUGAAACAAAUGCAAACUCUCGUGACAUUUGAUGGAUAUUUAGCACCACUUGCAGCACUUCCGUGGCAUUUGUACAGAAAGUGACAUUUUGUAUGGUUUGUCAGAUAUAAACGAGUGGUUUGUAUGCCAUGAGUGAGAAAAUGAUGACAAAUAAGUUGAUCGCAAAUACCAUUACAUGUGAAUUGAAUGAAUUGAACGCCAAAAGAAAUCUUAUGAUAGGAAGCAAUGAUAUGCACAUCACAUCCAUCGACACGGAUCACCUCAAAGACCAUAUGGACAGCGAAGUGCUCGACAGCGAGAAGGACGACACCAACGAUGACUCCUCGACGGACUCGCAGUCCGGAUCCGAUGGCGACGAGAGCUCAGACAUCGAUGAGGAGGAGUGCGACCGACGGAAAGACGAGUAUAUGAUCGAAAUGACAGACCUGGAGAAGCAGUUCCUGGCGCUGAAGGACCAGUUGUACGUCGAAAGGCUGUCUCAAGUGGAGCACAAACUGGAAGAAGUGAGGGCCGGAAGGGCUGCCGAAUAUCUGCAGCCUUUGGAUGAGCUGCAGGAAAACAUGAGAGUCCGCACAGAAGUGGCGGCAAUCGUGAGUCAACUGAAGCUCACGAACAUUAAGUGUCAGUUCGAGGCAGAGAUGUUGGCCAACGAACAGAACUUUGAGAGCGAAAAACAGUUACUUAAGGAUAGCAUCCGACAGGACGUGGAAGAGAAGCUGCGGCGUCUGGAAGAGGACAGGAAUUCCAUCGACAGCGACAUCUGGAGUGAGAGCGCCUUCUCCAAGAAGAAGAAACGGUACGGCAGUGCUGGCGGCUAUGGGUACGACAUGUCUUCACGGGAGUCGAUGAGCUUUCAGGACAGGCGUCGAAAGCCGGUGACCGUUUCGGGUCCUUAUAUUGUUUAUAUGCUUAAAGACAGUGAUAUUAUGGAGGACUGGAAUGUCAUCCGACGCGCCCUUAAGUCCGUUUCGUCCUCUUAUUUGUAAAUAAAUUGUAAAUUAUUUUAAUUUAAUUAUAAU